AUGCGUGGUGACGGCAACGCUGGAACUACGCUGCCCUCAUCAGAUUUGUCUCGCCAGUCAGACUAUCUCUCGCCGCCUGCGUCUUGCAAUGGGUCAUGUGAUACCGCUGGAGUGCCGGCUCUUCCACGUAUGAAUAGUGAUCCCUCAGACGUCCCCAGCGGCAGGCCCGCUAUUCUUGAUGACGACGAUGUGUCGGCUCUAAGUACGGAAGUUCGUCGUGGCUCGUCUACUUCUGGUUUUGUGACUACAGCCGUCGAUAUGGCCUCACAAGAGGAUCAGCGGUUGCACAAUGUCGGAGUCGCAGCUUUGGCAGCCGUCGCGCAAUAUCCCCACGGUGUCAACGAUGAGAGCGGUUCCUUCAUCGUGAAUCAGGUCGUGAAUGCUGUUACUGGCGGUGUCUCGUCAUUCCAUCGAGCCGGUGCAGGGCUCAUGGAAGCCGAAGGAAAUAUGUCGGAUACUUCGGCCGAAAGACUUUACUUGACGCACUCUAUCGCGGACAGCUUCCGAUCGGCAUCGGAGGACCCAUCACCGGGUUCGCAGACAACUGAUAGUGAUAUGGACAUGGAAAGCACCGUACAGGACUUGAUCGAGCGAACCGCGACAUGGCAGAAUAUCGCGACAAUUGCGGGUCAGAACGACCAGCUUCGGAAGGAAAUGGUCUUGGACUAUGACUCCGUCUGUGAGGAAGAACACCCAUCGCCGUCGACCGUUCCAGAUGAUGACCUGGAUGACUUGCUCCAAUUCUAUCCCGACGAGGAAGAAUACUACCACCAGUAUAUCGCUGGGCACUCGCCGCGCGAGACUGCAAUGCACGAUGUGAAUCUGGAUGAUUUUUACCAAACUAUCAGUUACGAACCGACAAAUCCCAAUCCGCCACAGGUCCCUGCACUGGCGCCUGAAUUUCCUCCGGCAGGUCCACUCCCUGUGGACAACAUACCAGAAGAGGAUGUUGAAUGGCAUCCUGCCUCCAUCAUCCACACAACCACAUAUGAACGAAAUUUGACCAUCGACGAGUUUAUCCAACGCUGGAUGGUCGAAUCUAACAUUAUCCCACAUGGCUUCCAUUCGGAGAACCGAGUCCCGCCACAGCUCCGUCCUCUGUCCAAGAUGAUGGGCUGGAAACAACCACUAGAGAUCCACCGUCCAUGCGGGUUCAACGGUCGUUUCUACGAUCUACAGCAGAUGCCUUGGGCAGAAACACUCAAGGUGAAACGGUCUGAUGCUCGAGCACUCCGCGAUGCAUGGUACACUUCCUACCAUAACCUCGAUUACUCGCAUAACAUGCUCGCCGAAAGGCUCCCGCAGGACGAGAACUUCUUCCAGGCAAAAUCAAUGCACACGGAACAUAAGGCGACUGUCGAGCACUUUCAACUACGCAAUUUGAUCUCGGUCCCCGGAUACAACACCGUCCAUUUUGCCAGCCGGUCGAAAGUCUACUCGUGGACACCCGAUUUUGACGAUAUCCGCUGUCUUAUUGAUCUCACUCGUCCUGCCCCAGAAUCAGGUUUCCUCAGCCCCGUCAAGAUCUCCAGUAUGAAAUCAGCAUACGGUCUCACAAUCGCAGGCGGGUUCUGCGGCGAAUAUGCACUCCGCGGAACCAGCGGCGAAGGCUCCGGCGCAAAGGGGCUAGUCACCCCCGAUUUCAACGACGGCAUCACCAACCACGUCGACAUCAUCCGCAACCGAUCCGGCGAUUCCCCCAUCUGCGUCUUCGCCUCGAAUGACCGCCACCUCCGCGUCCUAGACUGCGAAACAAACAUCUUCCUCUCCGACCAAGAGCUCUCCCGCCCAAUAAACUGCACCGCCACCUCCCCCGACAGCCGUCUCCGCGUCGUCAUCGGCGACUCCCCAGACGCAUGGGUCAUCGAAGCCGACACCGGCCGCCCCGUGCACCCGCUCCGUGGCCACCGCGAUUUCGGCUUCGCCUGCGCCUGGUCCCCCGACAUGCGCCACAUCGCAACAAGCAACCAAGACAAAACAGUCAUCAUCUGGGACGCUAGAACAUGGCGUGCUCUCGAAACAAUCGACUCCGACGUCGCAGGCUACCGCUCCCUUCGUUUCUCCUCCGUCGGCGGCGGUCCCCGCACUCUUCUCUGCGCCGAACCCGCAGAUCGCAUCUCCAUUAUCGACGCGCAGAUGUACCAAUCUCGCCAAGUUCAUGAUUUCUUUGGCGAGAUUGGUGGUGCAGACUAUGCGCCUGAUGGUGGGGCGAUUUGGGUUGCGAAUACGGAUCCGCAUUUCGGCGGGUUUAUGCAGUUUGAACGGCGGAAUUGGGGGCAGGCGUUUGGGUUGGCGGAUUUGCCGAAUGAGUGGUUGAGUGAGGGCGAGUUGGAUGCGGAUGAGAGGUGUUGUGUUGGUGGGAGGCAGAGGGAGUUGAGGUUUUUGAGGAAUUUGGGUGAUGAGGAGUAUGAGAUGUUUAUGUUGUAG
Molecule: messenger RNA, 2427 nt
Organism: Penicillium subrubescens
Lineage: Eukaryota; Fungi; Ascomycota; Eurotiomycetes; Eurotiales; Aspergillaceae
Product: WD40 repeat domain-containing protein
Exons: 2
Coding region: 1-2427 (808 amino acids)
Molecular function (GO): protein binding
Source: RefSeq, a predicted model, not a curated record